Yamadazyma tenuis ATCC 10573 is the source of this 2257-nucleotide messenger RNA. The record is from RefSeq and is a predicted model, not a curated record. Lineage: Eukaryota; Fungi; Ascomycota; Pichiomycetes; Serinales; Debaryomycetaceae.
AUGUCCAAAGAGUUAACAACAUUUGUGGUUGACUUGGACCGGGAAAUGGCUCGUGAGCUUUCCCCCGGCCAGUCACAUCUCGACUUCGGCUUGAAGUAUAUGUAUCAUUUGCUCAUGGCCAAGAUCUUCAACACUCGAGUCACAGACUUUGUUUCUGUGAUUGCCUGCCACGCGCCCACUUCCAACGUGGACUUCUCGGAAGAUGAUCAAUUGAAGGGUAUUUACAAGGUCCUUGGUAAGACGUCACCCGGAAUACGCCACUUGAAGGAAGUCGAGUGGUUUUUGGUCCCAAACACCGCAUCUUCACCCGACGAUGGUGAUGUUAUUCACGCGCUUCUGGUGGCAGUAGCUUUAAUGAACCAAGACGCUAAAGGUGCAUUCAUAAGAAAUAUAGUGGUGAUCACCAACGGUGAGGGAGAUGUAAGGUCUUUUGGCACCGAGUUGGCAGACAGCACUGUGGCAGCGGUCAACAAUAUGGGUAUCAAUGUUUCUGUUGUGGGAGUGAAUUUCGGGUCUGACACUUCACCUACCCAGGUGAAAAAUGUGCAAAGUUGGAGAAAGUUGGUGGCCCAGUACAACAAUGGCCACGUGUUGGAUGCUAAUGAUGUUGCCGAAUCGAUCACGAAAAACCCACCCUUGAAAAGGGUGGAUCCUCGGGUAGCAUUCAAAGGUUCUUUGCGAUUGGGAACAGACCCUGCCCAUCUUGGUAGCAGCGGAAAAGAUACCAGUCAGAUUUCUUUGGAUGUGGAAAUAUACCCUGCAGUGAUGCCAGAAAAACUUCCUGCCGGCCAUAAUUACCUUGUCAAAGAUGGUGAAGUAAAACAUCUAACCACUGAAUACGGCUAUUAUGUGGAGCUUGACAACAAAGAUCAUGAAAACAACCCCAAAAAAAAGGUCCCUUUGGAAAAAGGAAACUGGACGGAUGGGUAUAAGUACACCAACAAUGAUAUUAUUGCUCUUGAUUCCAAAACUCUCGCAGCUUCGAGACUUGCAGGGGAACCGGCUAUAGAUGUGGUGGGGUUUAUGAAAAUUGACGAUUUACCAGUAGCUUUCUUCACGGAGGAAAGCAAGUACUUGGUGCCGGCUAAGCUUCUGACAAAUAGAAACCUUUUGGGCUAUAAUUGUCUUUGUGAAGCGCUUCUUGAUUCACGUAUGUUGGUGAUUGGGCGGUUUGUUCAGAAGGAGAACGACGAAGUGAAGAUCUGUGCGUUGAUUCCUUCAAUAACAAAGAUAUCCACUAAAAUCGUCUACUCUUUGCAGCUGGUUCGUCUCGCCUGCAAAGAAGAUGAAAAGUCCGGCCGUUUUCCCCAGUUGUCCACCGAAGAAGCAAAUUCAGAGGACUUGAAGUUGAUGGAGAAGUUUAUCCUCUCGAGGGAUUUGGAUGCCCACACACCUGCCCAAGAAGCGAACAUUGACCAGUAUUGUAUCAAUAAUGGAAAGGUGACAUUACUAUCUCACCAAACCCUCGAAGAAAGAAUUAGGCAAAGCAAAGAGGCAGUUAGUACUGAUUUGAAACUCAUGUCCAACAACCCUGCUAUCCACAAAUUUCAUACAAACUUGUUCAAAAUGCUCCGGGAAGCUGUUGAUAAAACCGAAGUUGAAGAGUCUCCCGUGUUUUUGACGAACAAUACCAUUCCCGACAUCCCCACCAACUUGUUCAACUUAUCCAACAUUCUUCUCAACGGAUACAAUUCCUUCCAUAGUAGUUGGUUAAGCCAGUUGAAUAAAACCGAUGGAACGGUAGAGAAGUUGGCGAAAAAGACUAUUCCUUUCAGGCCCAAAACCAAGAGAAGAAAGCUUGACCAAGAAAAGGUUGGAGCAGGCACCUAUGGAGAGAACGAAGGAGAAUAUGAGUUUAUCGAUAUCGAAGAUAUUCUCACCUAAAUAUGUACAUGAUAAUGAUAAUGAAACCAAACUUCUGUUACUACAACUUGCACCAGAUAUCCUCCUAAAUAUGUACAUGAUAAUGCUACUUAUAACUUGAACAACCGAUUUCUGAUAUCAAACUCUCUAUCUUUGGCAGUUCUACUUCUCUUUUUAGACAUCCCCGUUCCAUCUUCUCCCAAACUAUCAACAAUCUUCUGGUGCACAUUCAUAGAACGAACCCUUUCCUUUUCUUCUUCAAACAUCGACCUCACCUGUUUUCCACCCACCUCUAUAAUCGUCUCCAACUCAAAUAGACCUCUGUACUGCUUGCCCUUGGCUUGUCUCCAAAGAUUCAACCAAUGAUUCGCCAUUCCAAGCUCAUCGUAAGAAU